AUGGUGGUGACGGCGAUUCAGGAGACGAGCGCGGACGGCGGGUAUAAGCGCGGAUGGGUCGAGCGGAUUCCCCGCCGUCGCCGGCAGGUACGCUUGUACCACCUGUACGUGAGCUACGCGUGCCCCUGGGCGUGUCGCUGCCUCAUGGCGCUCAAGCUCAAGGGGCUCGAGGACGCCAUUUCCGUCAUUUUACGUGGGGGUGAUUAUAGUGACCGGUGUGGCAGCGCACGAGGGAGGGCGAGGACCACGUGGGCUGGCCGUUCGUGGCGCCAAGGGGGGAGGCGGAGGUGGCAGGGGCGGAGAGCGACACUCAUUCCCCUCUCCGCUGCUGCUUUCCCCCAUUCCCCUCUCAUCCCAGGUGGUAGAGCCAGUGUGGUAGCGCACGAGGGAAGGGGAGGACCACGUUGGCUGGCCGUUUGUGCCGCCGGGGGGAGAGGCGGAGGUGGCAGGGGCGGAGAGGGACCCUCAUCUUUCCCUCAUUCCCCUUCCCCUCUCCCCUGCUCGCGUUCUCCUGCUCUUAUUCUCGCCCUCUUCUCCCAGGUGGUGGAGCCUGUAUGGAAACGCACGAGGGAGGGGGACGACCACGUGGGCUGGCCGCUCGUGGCGCCGGGGGGAGAGGCGGAGGUGGCAGGGGCAGAGAGCGACACUCAUGUCCAUUUCCCCCUUCCCAUACUCUCAUUCCCCUGCUCCCACCCUCUGUGUUCCCCUAUUCUUCAAACCCUCUCUCAGGUGGUGGAGCCUGUAUGGAAACGCACGAGGGAGGGGGACGACCACGUGGGCUGGCAGUUCGUGGCGCCGGGAGGGGAGGCGGAGGUGGCAGGGGCAGAGACCGACCCUUUGAACGGAGCCCUUUUCCUGAGGGACGUGUAUGAGAAGGUGGACCCCUGUGCCGCCAAGUUCAUUGUCCCUGCGGAGGUGGCAGGGGCAGAGAGCGACCCUUUGAAUGGAGCCCUCCUCCUGAGGGACGUGUAUGAGAAGGCGGACCCCUGUGCCGCCAAGUUCAUUGUCCCUGUAACUGUGAAUGGCACGGCGAGAGGAGAGGCGGAGGGGGCAGGAGCAGAGAGCGACACCCUUAACGGAGCCCUUUUUCUGAGGGAGUGUAUGAGAAGAAUAGAGAGUGUCCCGCUCAGCAGAGCUCUCUUCCAGAGGGACGUGUAUGAGAAGCCUUUAGUGGACCCCUUUGCCGUCAAGUUCAUCGUGCGUGUGAGUGGUGGGAGUGGGUGUGGCUGGGUGUGGCUGGGUGUGGCUGGGUGCGACUGGGUGGGUUGCUUCCAACACUAUCGGCGGAGGUGGCAGGGGCAGAGAGGGACCCCCCUGAAUGGAGCUCUCUUCCGGAGGGACGUGUAUGAGAAGGUCGACCCCUGUGCCGCCAAGUUCAUUGUCCCUCAAACAAGCACCAUAGUGAACAACGAGAGUGCGGAGAUCGUGCGAAUGCUCAACUCGGAAUUCAACGCCAUAGCCAAGCACCCUCAGGUGGACCUUAACCCGCCCCACCUGCGAGCAGCAAUCGACGUGGUGGACCUUUACCCGCCCCACCUGCGAGCAGCAAUCGAUGAGGUGAACGAGUGGGUGUAUCCGGCAAUCAACAACGGCGUGUAUCGCUGCGGCUUUGCCAAGAAGCAAGGCCCAUAUGAAGAGGCGUUCAAGGAGCUCUUUGCUGCUCUCGAUCGCUGUGAGGACAUCUUGUCUCGCCAGCGCUACAUUGCAGGAGACACUUUCACAGAGGCUGACAUUCGCCUGUUUGUCACUCUCAUUCGAUUCGACGAGGUGUACGUGGUUCAUUUCAAGUGUAACCGCAAUUUCAUCCGCGAAUUCCCCAACCUCUUCAACUACACCAAGGAAAUUUACCAGCUGCCCGGAAUAGCCUCUACAGUGAACAUGGCGCAUAUCAAGUCUCACUAUUUCAGAAGCCACCCUUCCAUCAACCCCUUUGGCAUCAUUCCUAUGGCUGGGCGUUCUCGGUGCCACGUCAACAGCGGCGCCAACUGCGGCGCCAUCUGCUACGUUUCCUUCCUACCCUUUUCCAGUCCCCUCCCUCCUCUCCAGUACCCCUCUUCCCCCAACCCAUCCAUUUCUCCCCCCAUAUUCCCCACUAACCACUCCCCUAUGUACCCUACCCAAUACCUACCCCUCCUCCAAAAUCUCCUCUCCCCCACUUGGGGAGAGAGAGAGGCCCACGUGGGGGGAGAGAGGCCCACGUGGGGAGAGAGAGGCUCACGUGGGGAGAGAAGCGCAGCUUCUGUCUCAGUUAUGUUUCUGUCCUUCCCUUGUCAUUCUCCUCUUCCCUGGGGCAAGAAAAGCGCGCUUCUUCAGUCUCAGCUACCUUUCUGUCCUUCCCUUCUCAUUCUCCACGUCCUCCCAGCAUUCCAACGAAUAGAUGGAGUUCUGCCCCACGUGUGCCAACAUGCUGCUGGUGGAGCAGGCGCACAUGGGGCGAGAGUCGCGAUUCUCUCACCUGCUUCCCAAUCCUUUCCUUCUACUUCCCCUUGUGCUAUCAACGCAACAGCGCGUCUAGAUGGAGUUCUGCCCCACGUGUGCCAACAUGCUGCUGGUGGAGCAGGCACACAUGGGGCGAGAGGCGAGGUUCUUCUGCGCCAACUGGUGGUGCAAAAGGAGGUGGAUGACGUGUUGGGAGGGGAGGACGCGUGGAAAAAUGUCGACAAAACCGAAGCGUCAUGUCCCAAGUGUGGUCAUUCGCAAGCGUUUUUCAUGCAAAUCCAAACCCGAUCGGCUGAUGAGCCCAUGACAAUAUUUUACAAGUGCUGUAACAUGAGGGUCCGCGCUUGCAGCCUUAUCCCCGCCGCAAAUCUCGCGGUGAUACUCUCGCCGGGUCUUUUCCGCAGUCACGCGCGCAUCGCGCAGCGCAUUGCACGCGAGCGGAAACAUGGCGCGCGCGCGCGGAUCUGCGCAUAUCCAAGUGCUGUUCGUUCUCCUCGCGCUUCUCGUCGCCCCAUCCCUAGGGAAGUCGCCGCCGCCUCCGCCCCACAAGCCCCCCCCUCCCCCCGACGCCUCCCCUCCAACCAGCGCCUCCCCUCCAACCAACGCCUCCCCUCCAACCAGCGCCUCCCCUCCAACCAACGCCUCCCCUCCAACCAGCGCCUCCCCUCCAACCAAGGCCUCCCCUCCCCCAACCAAGGCCUCCCCGCCCCCUCCUCCCCCAGUCGCUGCACCCGCUCCGGAGCCUACUCUGUCCCCCUCCCCAACGCCCGCGCCGGCCCGAACGCCCGCGCCUUCCCCAACGCCCGCGCCUUCCCCGACGCCCGCGCCCUCACCGACGCCCGCGCCCUCACCGACGCCCGCGCCCGCGUUCAUCGAUUCGCCCAUCGCUCCGCCCAUCCCUCCCCCUGUCCCCGCUCCGCAACCCGCGCCCGCGCCUGCCCCCACUCCAUCCUUGCCCCCCGUUCCCCCGCCCACGCCACCCCCCGAGAUCUCUCCGCCCACGCCUUCCCCCGAGAUCUCUCCGCCCACGCCUUCCCCCGAGAUCUCUCCGCCCGCGGCGCCCCCAGUUGA
Molecule: messenger RNA, 3510 nt
Organism: Closterium sp. NIES-65
Lineage: Eukaryota; Viridiplantae; Streptophyta; Zygnematophyceae; Desmidiales; Closteriaceae
Source: the annotation of a GenBank genome assembly